Molecule: messenger RNA, 2109 nt
Organism: Bacidia gigantensis
Lineage: Eukaryota; Fungi; Ascomycota; Lecanoromycetes; Lecanorales; Ramalinaceae
Exons: 2
Coding region: 1-2109 (702 amino acids)
Source: RefSeq, a predicted model, not a curated record
AUGCAAGACGAAAGUACGGACCAUGAUGCGUUUAUCGCAGAGGAGCCUAGAGGCGAUAAUGUAGGUUCAGACGCUGGACAAAAGCAUGGGAAGUCCAAGUCGAAGUCGACAACACGGAAGAACGAGUCUUUCAAGAAACUCGAGCGCCAUACCUUGUCAUUAUGGCUAGCAUCUGCAUUCGCGAUUGUAUCUAUCUUCACUUGGGCAAUAACUUGCACAUUAUCAUACAAGCCUGUUCGAUUCGAAACGUAUCAUGAUUCAAUUGGUCGAUUUUCCAAGGGCCAAUUCGAGGAGAAUGACCGGUGGCGAAGAGUUUCGAGAGUUGGGCUGCAGGUCUUGGGGACUCUCAGUAUACCGCUGACAUCUGCCGUGUGUGCAAGAGCAGUCGUUGUGUAUUGUCAACGAUCGUCGACUAAAAGGCAGCCUACUAUCUCUAUGCGCCAGACGCUCGUGUUGGCUGACAAAGGUUGGUUGGAUCUAGACACAUGGGUGAACCUUUUUGGUCCCACGGGUGGAAGAUAUUACAGCCCACCUUUGGUCUUGUCGAUGUUGCUAUGUGGGUUGGGUAUAGCUACUCCCUCCUUGAAAAUUGAAGAUAGUUCUGAUCUUUCUUCAGCAUUCUCCAUAUCUAUACUUCAAGGAGCUUUCAUCGAUACCGUUUCAAUCACAGUCAUGACCAAUGCAGACACAAAUGAUUACAACUACACCAAUAAAAAUCCAGUGCCAUACAGCACUGUGGGCACGACCCUUUCGGCGAUAAACGGCGAUAAAGAUUUGUAUCUUCCAAGCGUUGUUGAAGCCACAAUUGCUGGCAAAGCUGGAGAUCUGCAACCCAAUUUAUGGGUCAUCGGUCAAAACCGCUCAAAUCUGACAAGCUUGGACUCUUUCUACUCUUCGCCCGGUGUACACUUCGACCCUAAACCUGAGGGCUAUAACAUACCGCUCCCAGCGGCCAAGAACUGGACUCGAGACAACGGAAGCUCACACAGUAUUACAGAAGAAUUGUACAUAGAUCUCCAGACAUGGGUAACAGCAGCGACGAGUAAAAGCUGGGGUACCGCCUCGGACAUUCCUAUCCGAUACAACUUCACCUUCCAUUGCGUUGCAGACUCAAAUCUAGCAUACUUCGAACCCAUGAAUGAAUGGAAGGGGCAUCAAGUCCAGGACAAAGUCGACAUCAAUGCAAAGUACAAUCCGCACUUCACUGGCCCAAACACGCCACUAAAUCCCCACGAACUGAUCUACUCACCCGCCGCGCCAGGACCACUCGCAACUUCUGUUCGCGCUCUAUUCGGUAACAACACGUUCUUCAACAGCAUCAUCAACGCAAAUGAUACCCGAGGCGCCAACCUCGACGUCUGCCGCGCCCUCCGCAUACCGCUGACUGGGCUGUGCAGCACGCGCGGCUCCGACAACUUGAUGUGCAACCCGUUCAAGUCCCAAUCUGGCUCAACGCUCCCAUGCAUCAGACCAGACGCUUUGAGUACCCCGGGGGAGACCGAAGACCAGUGGCCUUCUGACUACGGACUCUCGAACGCGACAGCCUCGGACGGGACACUCGCAUAUUUCCUCUACAUGUGGUUACAGCGCUUCAACAAUUGGAAUUCCACCAUGGCAGCUCUUACGCUCACGAACUUCUACAGUGCAAGAGCGCUUCUCGACCCUAGUCGAGCGCGAACGUGGUCGACUUUCGAGAACACGACGGUGGGUGAAAGCGGUAAUCCGAUCGCUCUUCCAAUAUUCUCUAGCCCGGGAUUUCGAAGCCAGAAACUCCAUACACCAUUCGCUGCGAUCGUUGUCAUCAGUACGCUUAUCUUUCUACAGAUCACAGGGUUGUUGGCACUAGGGAUAUACACCAGUAUACAACGUACAUGGACGGCAUCAUUAAAUGGAUUCGCACUGCUAAGGAUAGGGAAGUCGAUGGGGGAUGAGCUACCGUUGAUAUCGGCGGCGGAGAAGAAGGAGGCGGAUAUAUUGGAUAGAACGGAGGGUUGGAUUGGUGAUGAGGAUGACGGGGGUGAGGCGGGUGGUAGGCUUUUGCAGAUCGGGGGAAGCGGUCGCUUGAUGCCGAAGCGUCGUUACCGGACCAAGAGGGAACCAGAAACUUGA